AUGGGGGGAGCUGUGAAAUUGGAGCUCCAUUGUUGUUCGCAAAGAGUGGAUGGCAUUGCUGUUGAUCCUGAACCUGAUUGGAGCUUUGAUGCUCUUGUCUCAGAACUCAAUGCUUUGGAAACGAAACUCGCUACUACUUCUACCAAACCUUCGUCUCUCAAUAAAACAACAUCCCGUGGGAAUGAAAUUGAGAGAGGUAGAACUUUCACAUUGCAUGCACAUGAAUAUGAGAUGGAAGACUCAGAAAGUGAAGACGAUUAUGUUAAUGAUGACAGAGCUUUAGCAGUAGCUGGCAAACGAAUCACUUGUGAUGAACUUUAUCUGAGUGACAGUGAUGAUUCUGAUGUUAUGUCUACUUUUGAAGGGCAACCCUACCUGAUGGAUGAAGUGGAGGAGGUAGAAGGUGCCUUGUUUGAGUUGACCCACGAGCACCAGCUAAGGGUUAAGGAUGAAAUAAGGAGUAAGAUCUCAGUGUUGGAGACAGCUCUGGUGAUGGAAAGUGAAAACUCUACUUCUUCCCUUCUGCGAGUGGAGAAAUAUAAAGAAACAAGGCGGGAAUUGGAUAAAAAGUUUGACACUCAAUAUCAGCGUCGCAUUGCAGAAGAACUUGAUAAUCACUUGACAGUUGUUCAACAGGACCGUGAACGUAGAUCACAGAUAGAAGAAAGGAAAAUAAGAAAUGAUGCAGCCAAUGAAGAAGCCAAGAGAAAGAUUGCUUUGCAGGAGGAAAAGCAGCAGCAAGAAAAGGCUAAAGCUGAAGCAGAGGCAAAACUUAGAGCUGAAGAAGCAAAACAAGCUGCAUUGGAAGCUGAGAGAAAAGCAGUAAUGGAAGCCAACACAAAGGCAGCAAUGGAAGCUGAAAAAAGAGCAACAGCAGAAGCUGAAAAAAGAGCAGAAAAGGAGACCAUAGGAAAUUCGAAAAGGGUUACUUCUGGAGUGACCCAACAAGAAGCUGCUGGGCGUUCAACAGAUUCUGCAUCAAGCCUAUCCAAUGUGGAAACCAAGGAAUCUGGUAUAGGUUUGCCUUUUUCACAUUUUGAACUGUGUCAGUUUUGUAGUUUACCUGCUUCUCCAGAUCUAAUAUUGCUUUGGCUUCCAUUUAGUAAUGUGUAUCAAGCUGCUGCAAGUGCUUUAAAUCUAGAGCAUGGGAGGCUACAGAAACUGAAUGAGCUAUGUGAGAGAAACCAAUUGAUAAGAUCAAGUUCUAAUAGGGGGGUACUAACUUUUCUAGUAGCACGCACUGAUGUUGGUGUUGUGUUGAUAUUUUUUCAGGAUUUUACCCGCCAUGAGAAUCAUAUUUUCCGGAAUAUAAAGACAAUUAGGGGCAGUAGAGACAGUGUGAGAUCAAAAGCAAGUGAGUUGAUUAAACUUUUGAAUGAUCCUCAAUAUCCUCAAUCAAUCAGCGUGGAGACAUUUGCUAAAACGGUCAUUUCAAACUCUAAAGCCCCUGGUAGUGCUCCGUUUGCAAGUGCCUAUGUCAUUGUCCUUGUUACAUCUCAGGUCCCACAUGCAAUGGAUAUUUUGCUAGCUGAGCUUCACAGGGUGUGCCCAUACACUGUCCCAAAACAUAUGGUUUACAAAAAGUCUACCUUUCAUUCAAGAGAGGCAUACCUCAAAAGCAUUGGUUAUUGGGAAGAAAAUGGAAAGAUGGAGAAUACAGAAGAUUAUUUACAGCGGUUAGAAUCGUAUGUGAAGAUGUAUGCUGCACUGGUUCAGACUGAGGUUCCUAAGGUUCAGAAUUUGCAUGGCUUACAACAUGGUUGGGCAUGGCUUGCCAGGUUCUUGAAUGCUCUUCCAGCCAAUCAAUAUACAGCUGUUUCGCUCGAUGCAUUCUUGCGAAUGGCUGGAUUUGCUCUCUUUAGAAGAUAUAAAUCUCAAUUCCUAAAGAUGUUGAAUGUCAUCUCAGAGAACUUUUUAGUUGAUAUAAAAUCACUAAAUGCACCAGAAUUGAGAAAGACUGUUGCAGAGAUACAGACUUAUAUAGAAGAUAAGAUGUUCCUUCAAGAGCCAGAAGGAAGGAGCCUGCAAACUAAUUUGUUAUCGAAGGAAUGUGUUGUUCGUUGAAGAUUGAAUAUCUUCUUUUUGUUAAUGUUUUAGUAAGUUGGUUGAAGAAAGUUUAGGGAAAUCGAGGGCUGUUUUCAUUCCAAGGUUGCAUUUUCAGAAGAAAAGGCAUAUAAAUGAAGGUAUCUGUUAAGUCAACUUUCGUGUAUUUUAUAUCUGAUGAAGAAGUUAUAAUUUAUCCCAUUCUUCCAAAGUAGUUACUAGGUUAUGUUUGAUUUUGUUAUUGUUGUAAAAACUGGAUCGGUUGGUCUAACCAUUCGAAUCAGGAAUUGGUCAACUGAUUGGUCUAUUUGAAGGAAAAAAAACCGGUAGACCACAGAAUUGGUGAGAACUGUAAAGAACUAAUCGAAGUUGUAAAAACUGAUAUAUUGAACUCUGUUUAGAAUUGGGCAUAUUUUGAAAGUUUCAUAUUUAAACAAGUUAGAAUCA
Lotus japonicus is the source of this 2490-nucleotide messenger RNA. Its product is annotated as mRNA export factor GLE1-like. The transcript is spliced from 15 exons. The record is from RefSeq and is a predicted model, not a curated record. Gene Ontology annotation, biological process: poly(A)+ mRNA export from nucleus; regulation of translational termination; regulation of translational initiation. Gene Ontology annotation, cellular component: cytoplasm; nuclear pore cytoplasmic filaments; nuclear pore. Gene Ontology annotation, molecular function: translation initiation factor binding; phospholipid binding; inositol hexakisphosphate binding. Bases 1 to 2064 code for a protein of 687 amino acids. NCBI's taxonomy places the organism in Eukaryota, Viridiplantae, Streptophyta, Magnoliopsida, Fabales, Fabaceae.